This is a messenger RNA of Monodelphis domestica (gray short-tailed opossum), 4536 nucleotides long. RefSeq names its product RNA binding motif protein 15B (gene RBM15B). Gene Ontology annotation, molecular function: RNA binding. Lineage: Eukaryota; Metazoa; Chordata; Mammalia; Didelphimorphia; Didelphidae. The record is from RefSeq and is a predicted model, not a curated record.
CUCUGCGCUUUUCCUCCCCCGCCUUUUCGCGGCUGCCGCGCUCAGUCCUUUUGUCCAAGAUGGCGGCCCGGGGGGCGCUGCCUCUUCUUCCUGCUCCUGCUCCGGCCCCGGCCCCGCCGCCGCCGCCCCCGCGCCGCUGCCCGGUCGCGCUGUGAGGGAGGGGGCCCGGCCAGGCCCGGCCGGCCUCGGCACCAUGAAGCGGCAGAGCGAGCGCGACUCGAGCCCGGGGGCCCGCGGGGCGUCGUCGUCGUCAUCGUCGGCGAAGCGGCCCCGGGAGCGGGAACGGGAUCGGGAUCGGGAGCGCGGGGAGCGGGAGCGGGAGCGGGGCGAGCGCGGGGAGCGGGAACGCGGCGAGCGCGGGGAGCGCGAGCGGGAGCGCGGGGAGCCCGACUCGAGCGGCGGCGGCGGUGGCGGGAGCCGGCGGGCCACGCACAAGAGCUCCGGCUCUGGCCCCGCCAAGCACCAGGCCCCAGCCCGCGCCCGCGAUAAGCCCCGCGGCGGCAGCAGCAGCAGCAGCGGUAGCCACCGCGACGGCCGCGGCUCCGGGGACUCCAACCACCGCACAGGGGGCGGUGGCGGCGGCGGCGGCCGCUCGGGCAGCGGCAGUAGUGGCCGCGCCAAGGCCGGCGGCGGUGAGUCCGGCUCAGCGUCCGCCUCGUCCCCCGGGGCGUCCCCACUCCUGCUAUUGCCGCCGCUCCCUGAACCUCCCGCACCCGCCCCAGCCCCGCCGCCGCCACCCGCACCCGCCCCUCCACCGCCGCCACCGGAGUAUAAAACUCUGCUCAUCAGCAGCCUGAGCCCGGCGUUGCCUGCUGAGCACCUGGAGGACCGCCUCUUUCACCAGUUCAAGCGCUUCGGGGAGAUCAGCCUGCGCCUGUCGCACACCCCGGAGCUAGGCAGGGUGGCCUACGUGAACUUCCGACACCCACAGGACGCUCGAGAUGCCCGGCACCACGCCCGCGCCCGCCAGCUCCUGCUCUAUGACCGGCCGCUCAAGGUGGAGCCUGUGUACCUUCGGGGGAGCAGCAGCAGCAGCCGUCGCAGCAGCAGCAGCAGUGCCGGAGCCGCAGCCACCACGCCGCCGCCCGGGCCCCCCGCCCCCGCCGACCCCCUGGGCUACCUGCCCCUGCAUGGUGGCUACCAGUACAAGCAGCGCUCCCUGUCCCCCGUGGGCGCACCCCCUCUGCGAGAGCCCAGGGCCCGGCACGCAGCCGCCGCAGCUGCCUUUGCUCUGGACGCUGCAGCAGCAGCUGCGGCAGUAGGCCUCUCCCGGGAUCGGGCCCUAGACUACUAUGGGCUGUACGACGAUCGAGGCCGACCGUAUGGCUAUCCAGCAGUGUGUGAGGAGGACCUGAUGCCGGAGGAUGACCAGAGGGCCACCCGAAACCUGUUUAUUGGCAAUCUUGAUCACAGCGUGUCUGAGGUAGAGCUCCGGAGGGCCUUUGAGAAAUACGGUAUCAUUGAGGAGGUGGUGAUCAAAAGGCCUGCCCGGGGCCAAGGGGGAGCCUAUGCUUUCCUCAAGUUCCAGAACCUGGACAUGGCUCACCGGGCGAAGGUGGCUAUGUCAGGGAGGGUGGUGGGGCGCAACCCUAUUAAGAUUGGCUAUGGCAAGGCCAACCCCACUACUCGCCUGUGGGUGGGAGGCCUGGGACCCAAUACCUCUUUGGCUGCCCUGGCCAGAGAGUUUGACCGCUUUGGGAGCAUUCGAACUAUCGACCAUGUCAAAGGAGACAGCUUUGCCUAUAUCCAGUAUGAGAGUCUGGAUGCAGCCCAGGCUGCCUGUGUCCAAAUGAGAGGCUUUCCUUUGGGGGGGCCAGAGAGGAGGCUCAGGGUGGAUUUUGCCAAAGCUGAGGAGACCAGAUAUCCCCAACAGUGCCAGGCUACACCACUCCCGGUGCACUAUGAGUUACUUCCUGAGGGAUAUACCAGGCACCGAAAUUUGGAGGCUGACCUGAGGGUCCGAGAUAGGACUCCCCCACACCUUCUCUACUCAGAUCGGGAUAGAAGUUUUGUGGAGGGCGACUGGGCCAGUCCCUCCAAAAGCACAGAUCGGAGAAAUAGCUUGGACAGCUACAGCCGCUCUGUGCGAAGUCGCAGUGGAGAGCGAUGGGGCAGUGAGGGGGACAGAGGCCCCUCAAAGCCCUGGGAAGAAAGGCGAAAGAGGAGGAGCUUAUCCAGUGAUCAUGGGCGGACUACCCACUCACCUUAUGAGGAGAGGGGCAGGACCAAAGCCAGUGGGCUGCCCUCUGAUCGAAGCCCUGAGAGACCCCGAAGAGAGAACCAUACCAGUGAGUCUGGAGCAGAGAAGGAGUCGAGCAAUUCCCUGCCCAACAACCGGCAUGGAACAGAAGAGAGAGGCCCAGACUCUCACCAGGUGAAAAAGAGAGACAGCGAACGCAAUCACCGAACCAGCGAGGUAGAAUCGAAACCCCUGGAAGAGCCAAAACCUGAGACCAAAAAGCUAAAGAGUCUGUCUGAGUAUGCUCAGACCCUACAGCUGGGCUGGAAUGGGCUUCUGGUGUUGAAAAACAGUUGCUUCCCCACUUGUAUGCACAUUCUGGAGGGGGACCUGGGAGUGAUCAGUGGCCUCCUCAAAGACCAUGCUUCAGGGAGCAAGCUGACACAGCUCAAGAUUGCCCAAAGACUUCGACUUGACCAGCCUAAACUGGAUGAGGUCACUCGGAGAAUCAAGCAGGGAAGCCCCAAUGGUUAUGUGGUGCUUCUGGCCACUCAAGCUUCUCCAGGGGGGCCAGGGACAGAGGGGACCCACACUGUGGAGCCAGGUUUGCAGCGGAGGCUUCUCAGGAAUCUGGUCUCAUACUUGAAACAGAAGCAGGCUGCUGGGGUGAUCAGCUUGCCAGUGGGAGGGACCAAGGGCAGAGACAACACAGGCAUGCUCUAUGCCUUCCCUCCCUGUGAAUUCUCCCAGCAGUACCUCCAGUCUGCGCUGAGGACAUUGGGGAAGUUAGAAGAAGAGCAUAUGGUGAUAGUUAUAGUAAGAGACACUGCCUAGCCAAAACCUGGCUUUUCCCAAUCUUGUGUUUUCUUUAUGUCAUGAAAAGUUAUUUUUAAAGCCAACUCUGCUCUUGAUUUGGCUUUUCUGCCCAGUUAUUAUGAUUGGUUUGGUGAAGGCCAAAGCCCCCUCCACCAAAACUCAAUUUUUUUUUAAUGCCCUUUGAAGGUAUUCCCAUUUUAUUGAUUUCUAAUGUAUGAAACACUUUCCAGUGUGUUCUGUAUUUUAUUUUAACUAACUGUAUGGAAAGUUGUCAGUAAAGCCUUUGUCCAAGGAUCAAUUUUUAACCCUGUGCAGUGUACUGGUUUAAUGAAGUCCCCUUUGAAUUAAUGGAGCAUGUGGCCCUUCCCUCCCACUAAGGUUUUCCCACUACAUGUACAGAUAUCCCUUACACACACAGCUUUCCCACAGUGGCGUCUUCUUCAACAGAGAAGUAACAGCGCCUGAUCUACUUUUGGGCCUGUGGUGUUUUCACUUCAAUUUCUAGGUUUGGUGACUAGCAUAGAGCAUGCAGAACCCAGCACUGAAACUUCUUUGUCUAUAGGAAAACCUGUACACUGAGCCCUUCUCCCUAGAACAUUUACUAAGGCCUGGGUGUGUCUUACCACUUAAAAAGCUGCUGCUCCUUCUCCCACCUAGUUUGCUUUAAGGAAAUAUAGCUGUCGUUCUGAUGUACUAAAUGGUGUUGCAUUAACUGCCUCAUUUCGUGACCUUAAAGAAAGCAGGCGAUGCUUUUUACCAAUGUGUUGGUGAACCUAGUAGAAAUGUUAACAACCCUCAGUCACUCUCCUGUGAUCUGUUGCUUGGGGGAAGUGAGGAAAGAAUUCUUUAGGUAGCUUAUUGCCAUGCUCGGGCUACCUUUCAAACUAGGGACAACAUGAGCACCAAAGACACAUCAGCUUCCUUGGUUACUUUUGCUUUGGGAACAGACUGGGCUGUGAAGGCAAAAGGUAGCUAUUCUGUUUAUAUAAGGGGGUGUGAACUCCAGGGAUUAACAAAGGUUUCAUGAGGAAUCCUUGAGCUAUAGGUUCAGUGGGAAGAAUCUCAUUAAAUUAAAUCUCAUUGUGUAUUCAGUUGGCUCUCUGGCCAAAGACUCGCAAGCAUCCGACGAGCUUCUGCUAAGAUAAAUUAGGGAGGGUAGAACUCAGAACCCCUCCUGAGUUUCUGGGCCACAGAGAUGCUGGUUUUCCUAAUGUGAGUUCAAGAAGGGACAUGGCAAGUAUCUAAAAAUUCUAUUCAAACCACUUCUAGCAAUUCAGCAGCCACUGGGAAGCAGGCAUUCAGGAAACCUGCUUGUGUAAGACUGAACCAUCUACUUCUAGCCAAGUCAACUGCCAGCACUAAUUAAACCUGCAGGUUCCAGAGCCAUGUGCCAAACACCAGGAGACACAAAUGCCCCACCUGGCAGCUUAUCAUUGAGACCCAAGGCAAAAGGAAACCACUUAGAGCAAUGGCUGGGAUUGGGGGAUAUUUGAAAGUCUUUUUAGUCAGUAAGUCUGUGAUUAAAUGUUUUCUUUAAAGCA